Molecule: messenger RNA, 3631 nt
Organism: Colletotrichum destructivum
Lineage: Eukaryota; Fungi; Ascomycota; Sordariomycetes; Glomerellales; Glomerellaceae
Product: Putative helicase, EF-Hand 1, calcium-binding, P-loop containing nucleoside triphosphate hydrolase
Exons: 4
Coding region: 417-3053 (878 amino acids)
Cellular component (GO): nucleus
Molecular function (GO): ATP binding; ATP-dependent chromatin remodeler activity; DNA binding
Source: RefSeq, a predicted model, not a curated record
CCUUCCCACCUUACGCCCAUCAUUCGCCGCCAACCGCUGACCAGUUCCCCCCCCAACUUGCACUUCUCUACUGGCCGUAACCCGCCAAUCUUGUCACUUCAGUUUGCCAUCAAGGCCAAUUCUUCUCUUGGGCCUUUCUUUUUCCUCAAUUGCAUCUUUCCAGCUUCCCACAUUAUCUCCCAGGGGCACAGGCAGGCACAGACCAAGCCCAAACCGCUAAUCUUAGCGUGCUGGUGGCAAUAUCAUCAUCGAUUUUCGCCGCGUUUUGCUGCUGCUUUCCUGCUUCCCUUUCUUCUCACUGUCGGCUUUCGCAACAGGUCAACGGGAGACAACAGGCUACGUUGCCAGGAAAAUCGCAGAAGAACGUUCUUGUCUAGGCUUGCUCGCGUCGCAAACGUCGCACUCGCUCUCUCGCCAUGGACUCCUCCGCCACUUCCGAGGUCGAGUCUGUCCUGUCCACCAACAGAAGACGCCUAGACACCAGCGCCCCUUCUUCGCCUCCCAGGGACGACAGUGUUGAGCCCAUUGAUGCCGCUUUUAAGAGCAUCGUCGAAGAGGAGGCCAAGGCUCGCGCCGCCAAUGAGAGAAAGACGAAGGCGGCUAAGAAGGCACAGAACGCCAAGAACCGCCGUAAGAAGAAGAAUGAGCUGAGCAAGGAAGAGAGGCAGAGACGGGCCAGGGAGCUGGAGGGCCUGCUCGCCAGGUCUGCCGCUUUCAGUGACAUGCUUCGCACCAAGACACAGGCCUUGGGCCGCGUCGGCACCAGUCUGGAUGGCGAAACACUCGGAGAUCACAAGUUGGAUAUGGCCACUCAGCCCAAGCUGCUGACCGGCGGCGAAAUGCGUGACUAUCAACUCGAGGGUCUCACCUGGAUGGCUGAGAUCUGCCUCCAGGGCCUGUCCGGAAUCCUUGCCGAUGAGAUGGGUCUUGGCAAGACGGUUCAGACCAUUUCCCUCAUCGCCCAUACCAGAGAACAGAACUAUUUGGGCCCUCACUUGAUCGUCGCACCCCUCAGCACCCUAUCCAACUGGAUGGACGAGUUCGAGAAGUGGUGCCCCGAUAUCCCCGUCGUGCUGUUUCAUGGAGACGCCAAGCAGCGGGCCAAGAUUAGAAAAGAGCAGCUGGACCCGAACAUCAAGAAUGGAGUGCCCACGAAAAAGUUCCCCGUAGUCUGCACCUCGUACGAGAUGGUUCUUAGAGAACGAGCUACUCUGGCAAAGUUCAAGUGGGCUUUCAUCAUCAUUGACGAGGGCCACCGCAUGAAGAACUUCGAAUCCAAGCUGUUCCAGGAGCUCGAGAACUUUACCUCGGCAACCCGAAUGCUCAUCACGGGCACGCCUCUGCAGAAUAACCUCCGGGAGCUCUGGGCUCUUCUCCACUUCCUCUUACCUGGCAUUUUCAAAGACUGGGAGGCCUUCGAAGAGUGGUUCAAUUUUGACGAUUUACAGGACGAGGAAGGCACCGAGGGUUUCAUUGCCGACCGCGAGAACCAAGAGUUGAUCAAAAAGAUUCACGUCAUUCUUCAACCUCUUCUUCUGCGUCGAGUCAAGGCCGAUGUCGCCGCUCACCUCCCCAAGAAGCGCGAGUACAUCCUCUUCGCCCCGAUGACCAAGGAGCAGACAGACAUUUAUAACGCCAUUAACGACAAGAAGAUUGACACCCGUGCGUACUUGGAAAACAAGGUAGUCGAACGAUUGACUGCUGCCCUCAACGUGCCUGUCAAGUUGGAGGCUGCCCCUGCGAAACAGGCAGACAUUCCUAUCCGAAGCAGCCCUAGAAAGGCAGAGUCGAAGGCGGUGCUUGAGCCCAAGAAGACCAACGCAUUCUCGGCUAUGAUGAACCGAGCUAGAAGCUCAUCUAGCAAGGUCCAAGACAUUGGAACGGCGGCGUCCAAGACUCCGUCCAAGGCAUCUUCUCGCGCCAGUUCCAAGCGCAAAGAGGCGCCCACCUCUGAGACUCCGCAGCCGAAGAGCGCCAAGUCGUCUCGACAGUCGACCCCGUCGACCACCACUCGAGGUCGAGCCACUCGUGGCAGACGCUGCUACGUUGACUCCGAUCCCGACGACGACGACAAGCUCUCCGACGACGAGUUUGAAGCAAAACUGGCGAAUGAGGCUGAGCAGGGCAGCAAGGACGACAAUGCCAUUGUCUUGUCUGAUGAAGAGCAGCAACGAGUCAAGCUUCUCGAGCAUGCCAAGAAGGAGAUGAGUUCAAAGAAGCUCGGCAACCCCGACAUGCAACUUCGCCUCGUGUGCAACAGCCCCCACAACUUCUUCGAUCCUUGGAGCUACGAGGGCAGCCCUCCGGUUGACGAGAGCAUCGUUACCUCGUCCGGCAAGAUGCUCAUGCUCGAUCGGCUCCUCCCCACCUUGUUCUCCAGGGGUCACAAGGUGCUCAUCUUCAGUCAGUUCAAGACCCAGCUCGACAUUCUCCAGGACUACUGUGAGCUGCGCAAGUGGAACGCCUGCCGCCUAGAUGGAUCCGUUUCCCAGGAGAGCCGGCGUGACCAGAUUAAAGAGUUCAAUCAGAACCCCGACUUCAAGAUCUUCUUGCUCUCGACGCGCGCCGGCGGCCAGGGCAUCAACCUCGCAAGUGCCGACACCGUCAUCCUCUUCGACAGUGACUGGAAUCCCCAGCAGGAUCUCCAGGCUCAGGAUCGCUGCCAUCGCAUCGGUCAGACCCGUCCCGUCAUUGUCUACCGACUCGCUACGAAGGGCACUGUCGAGGAGGAGCUUCUCCUGAGCGCCGAUGCCAAGCGCCGUCUGGAGAAGCUGGUUAUCAAGAAGGGCUCGUUCAAGACCAUGGGCCAGAAGGUGGAUCUUCAAGAGGAUCUGGACAAGGAGACGCUGAAGUCUCUGCUGUUGAAGGAUGGCCAGAUCUUCAAGCGCUCGGGAGAGCACGAGAUUCUCAGCGACAAGGAUCUCGACGUGCUUUGCGACAGGAGCGACGAGGCCUACUCCCAAGCUGCCCGGGGCACUGCCAAUGCCGAUGGAUACAAGGUUAUCGAGACGACUUCCGGUGGCAUCGCCAUUGCCGGCGAGGAUACCGCCUAAUUUGACUGGGCUGCCUUUUGGUGUUUCGCCUUUCUAUGGCCUUCUCCUGGAGGAUCCGAAAGAGUCCGUACAUUCACAUCGAUUCCAUUGGGACAUGCGAACAUCCAGGCCGCCUGCGGCCUUUCUUGCGUUAUCUCAGAAGCUGGCAGUUGGUUUAGAGUUACCAGAAUGCCGCCUUAUCUUGCCACGUGAGUCUUUAAUUAUAUUAAAAUGACCACUAUCGAGGGUAGAAGAGGACGAGCACUGGAGAUUGGAAGAAAUGGGAAUGGAGUCUACUACGAGAGCCCGGCCAUAGCCGUGGCUCACUCUUGGGAAUGAAGGAUGGAAGAUGGUUUUGAUGCUUCGUUUCCCGGAUGAAGGAUAUCUUUGGCUUUGGGGAAGGUUAGACAACUCUUGUAAACUUGUAUUGGCGUUUGAUACCCGGAACAUGUUUGGACGACAUGAUUAGCUAGCUGUCGACCAAAUACUCACAUUUAUGUACGUAACUCGUAGCCGAAGGGGGUCGCCCGCAUGCUGUGUUGUCAUUCAGCUAGGGUGCUACAAGGCACGCACACGUUUGGUCUUUGACCGUUGCAAAA